GCAAAACGAAGACGUCAGAAGUGCAUUUAUUUUUUGCUCUCGCUGCAUUUUUCGCACCUUUGCGCUUUUUUCUGCAAACUAAUCAAAAUAGAAGAUAAGUAAAUUAACGCGCGCUUGGCUAUGGUUAGUUUUCGUUUUCCGCGGGCAUUUAACGUUAUUUGUUUGGCGCACAAAGAAGGAUUUCUCGCCUGCUUUUGGACUCGGAUUCUGACGUGGAUUUGACUUUGAUUGCGGCUGGAAGUUGACAGGAUUAUGUUGAAACGCUCUCUGAAAGUGCUGAUUGCGUUAGUUUUGAGCUUAAUGUUCACGGUAUCGCUGGUGAAAAUAGUGCUAUUGAUUUGGUCCUCGCAUCCCGCCUACGCCCCCCGCUCGGAACCGACCCUUCCCACUGUCGACGAAUGGCUGGAGUCGGAAAAUCUGUCCUCCUACAAGCAGUUGUUUCGCGAUAAAGGCAUCUCAUCCCUUUCAUCCUGCGGCGAUCCGGAACGCCUGCCAGAGCUGCCGCCCCUGGACGAGCAGCGUCUGCAGCGAGCCGCCUUACAUCUGCAGCAGAAGCUGAUCCUGCGCGAGUGGCUUCGCGAGCACCGGCUCCAGCAUCACUACCAGCGUUUGCUGGCCGUGGAGGUGGCCUCCCUGGAGGACGUCUACUGGCUGGAGGACUCGCGGGCGAGCAAGAUUCUUGGCAAGGACUGGCAACUGUGGUCCGGGGCGCGACAGAAUCUGCCGACGUCGAAGGCACAGCUGGACGCUUUGAAGGCACAGCUCUGGUCGACGGUGGUCAAGAGCAGCCAGCAUCAGGACGCGUGGACAUGGGGCGGCAUGCUAGUCGUCUCCGUCUCUGUAGCCGGCCUCGUCACACUGGCUGCCAUGACACAGCCCUCGCUGGCCCCAGAGGCCCGUCACUCUCUGCUGCAGUAUGUCACUGGGAAAUAUCUGCUGCCCGCCAACUGCAAGGUGCAGUGGGACUGGAAGGAUCCGGCCUGCGUUGGCGGCACCAUGUGCUUCGUGGUGCGCUUCUUUCAGCGCAACGGCCAGCCCUACCCCAUCUGUGAUACGGACCAGUUCUUUGUCGAGGUCACCGAGGGCACCCGCAAGGUGGUGACCAUCAGCGAGCUGGGCUCCUCCACCGAUCCCAAUAACGCCAAUAUCGCCAAGGUGAAGUUCACGGUGCGCACGGCGGGUCAGUACAAGAUAUCGGUGCUGAUUGGUGCUAGUCACAUCGCCGGAUCGCCCUUCUUGCGAUCCUUCCUACCGGGAGCCAUCGACGCCCGGCGUUCACGGUUCAUUCGGCCGGCCAGCACGGUCAUCUGCUGUGCGGGAGCACCAACGCUGAUGCACAUCGAGCCUCGGGAUGAAUUCGGGAAUGCAUGCCUCUUUGACCAGAACCAAUCGGAUGAGGCGCUGCAGGGUUAUCAAGUGGCUGUGUACGACCUGCAUGGCGUUGCCGUAGAGAAGCUGCAGCAUGCGAUUGCCUUCGCCUACGACAGGGUCAACUCACGGGUCUCGGUGACCGCUCUCUUUCCGGAGCCCACCUGCCUGAGGGCCGUGAUCAGUUACCGGGACCAGCAGCUGCCCAAUGGAGACUUUGACAUCAUUGUGCUGAGCAGCAGCGACACAACCUUGGUGCACAAGAACAUUGCCUCGCGGAAGCACAACAUCUGCUACGAGGCCAAGCUGCUGAGCAUCUUCGGUGUGGCCAAGAACAAGCCGAGGAAGGUGCUCUGCUAUGUGGGACCCAAGCAGAACUCCCUGAUCUUUCAGGUGACCAUCAAGGAGAUGAUACUCAAGUUCAUUCCCAAGAGGAUAGCCACCUUUAGGCUAUGUCCCUCGACCAAAUUCCAUUUCCUGCCGCAGCUGGUCUCCCAGCUGCACGGCCCUGUUUUCAUCAUCGACGACGGAGCGCAGCCCAAGAUUGAGUUGGCCUCCAAGGAUCGCAAUAUCAUAGCUGCCACCUUCACCCACUUUCUGCUGAAGAACAUUGGCGGCUCGGAGACCUUCAAGGAUAAGCAGGACUUUUUCUACCACGAGGUGCGUAAGUUCCAUGCCAGCUAUUACCACGAGAAGAUGGCUCUAAAGGUGCAGCGGGACAAGAUCCUGGAGAGCAGCAUGAAGGCGGCCAAGGGCUUCUCGGUGUCCGAUUGGUGCGGCAACUUCGAGGUCACAUUUCAGGGCGAACAGGGCAUCGAUUGGGGUGGCCUCCGCCGCGAGUGGUUCGAGCUGGUCUGCAGUUCCCUCUUCGACGCUCGCGGCGGACUCUUCUGCACCUUCCACGACAAGCAUCAGGCUCUCGUGCAUCCCAAUCCCACGCGUCCCGCCCAUCUCAAGCUGAAGCACUUUGAGUUCGCCGGCAAAAUGGUGGGCAAGUGCCUAUUCGAGAGUGCCCUGGGAGGCAGCUAUCGCCAGCUGGUCCGAGCUCGCUUUAGUCGCUCCUUUCUGGCCCAACUCAUUGGGCUAAGGGUGCACUAUAAGUACUUUGAGCAAGAUGACCCUGACUUGUAUCUGUCCAAAAUCAAGUACAUCCUGGACACUGAUCUAGAUGCCACGGACACCCUAGAGCUGUACUUUGUGGAGGAGAUGUACGACGCCAGCAGCGGGCAGCUGAGCAAGACCAUUGAACUGAUUCCCAACGGGGCCAGGACUCGCGUGACCAAUGCCACCAAGAACCAGUAUCUGGAUUCCCUGGCCCAGCAGCGUCUGUGCAAUAAUGUCAAGGAUGAGGUGGACAGCUUUCUCAAGGGUCUCAAUUCCAUAAUACCAGAUAAUCUUCUAAGCAUUUUCGAUGAGAACGAACUGGAGCUACUGAUGUGCGGCACCGGUGAGUAUUCCAUCAGCGACUUCAAGUCGCAUCACAUUGCCAACGGCAACUCGGCGGAGUUCCGGCGGGUUCUAGCCUGGUUCUGGGCCGGCGUCAGCAACUUUAGCCAGACGGAGAUGGCCCGGCUGCUGCAGUUCACCACGGGCUGCUCCCAGCUGCCGCCGGGUGGCUUCCAGGAGCUGAAUCCGCAGUUUCAGAUAACGGCCGCCCCUACAUUUGGCAACCUGCCCACAGCGCAUACCUGCUUCAACCAGCUGUGCCUGCCGGACUACGAGAGCUACGAGCAGUUCGAGAAGUCGCUGCUGCUGGCCAUAAGCGAGGGCAGCGAGGGAUUCGGAAUGGUCUAGGAAUGUUCUAGGAAGUGGAGGCUGGAAGGAAGGGAUGCAAUCUCUUUGGUUUUUGUCUGCUACGCUACUGUGUUCCUCUCUCUGUGCGCUUUAAAUGUCAGAUGCUAGAAAACUAAGUGAAACUAGUCCGUAAGGCCGCCUAGUGAUAAAUCGCAAUUAAAUUCACGUCCCCUGAGUUGCAUUGCUGCUAGAAAUACUAAACCCUAAGCAAUAAUAAUCGCGGAUUAGCCGGGCGUAGCGAGUCUCUAUAUAGUUUUUAGAUCGAGUCGAGGAGCAAAGAUUUAAACUGAGUAUAUAUAUCAUCAUCAAAAGGAAUGUGAUAAUUGUAUUAUAAACUAAUGCAACCUAAGCGUAAUGGGUAAAACUUUUAAACUAAUCUAAAGCCAGUAAAACCAAAAACUACUCUAGUAAUUUGUUAGUUGCAAAGAGAAACCCUUAAAGCUAAUGAAACCCAAUGAAAACCUUGUAGUAUAUUGUAUGAAACAAAUUAAUUGUAAACAGAGAAACCCCAAAUAGUCACGAAAGCAAUGUUUAUAUGCAUUUCUUCUAACGAACAAGAAACCAAAUAUACAUAUAUUAUAUAUGGCCAAAUCGUGGCACAACUCUCCCAAAAA
Drosophila kikkawai is the source of this 3776-nucleotide messenger RNA. RefSeq names its product apoptosis-resistant E3 ubiquitin protein ligase 1. NCBI's taxonomy places the organism in Eukaryota, Metazoa, Arthropoda, Insecta, Diptera, Drosophilidae. Gene Ontology annotation, biological process: negative regulation of apoptotic process; protein polyubiquitination. Gene Ontology annotation, molecular function: protein binding; ubiquitin protein ligase activity. Gene Ontology annotation, cellular component: cytoplasm. The record is from RefSeq and is a predicted model, not a curated record.